AUGAUUUUCGCCUUAUUAAUUGCCUUUUCUUUAGCUGCUGACAAAUGCACCAUGCCUUAUUGUGGAACAUGUGAAGACGCCGCAGACAAAUGUAAUACAUGUGUAACGGGAUAUCUUCUCAAUUCUGAAGGGAAGUGUGAAUUUGGGAGAGAUAAAAAUUGCGAAAGUCCUUUCUUAGAUGUGUGUGUAAAGUGUUCUGAUGGCUACAUGUAUGACGUUUUAACCAAAACAUGUAAAAAAGGUGUUGAAUUGUGUUUUUUCCAAUAUGACACUAGUUUACAACUUGUGAAGUGUUCUUCAUGUUACAACAAUUUGACUGUCUUCACUGAGAACAACACAUGCAUUGACUGCAUUGCAAAAAAUCCAAAUUGUUUAAAAACAGACAAAGACGACUGUAGGGAAUGUAGUGUAUGUAGAGAUGGUUAUAAAUUAACAACCGAUAAUAAAUGUGAAGUUGUGCCAAACUGCGCAGUUGUAAAUAGUGAUGGUAGUUGCACAAUGUGCAUUGAUGGGUUUUAUUUGGAAAAUAGUGAAUGCAAAAGAGGAAAUAUUGAUGAGUGUAUGAUUUACAAAAAUUCCGAAGCGUGUAGUAAAUGUAAUUCUGGUAAAACUGUUUUGAACGGCAAGUGUCAGUAUGUACCAUUUUGUUAUUUGUUCAACAAAGAUAAAACAAAAUGUAUCAUAUGUGUAAAUGGAUAUGGAUUAAAUAACACUGAUUGUGUUCCGUGUUUAAACUCGAAUUGCACUUCUUGUAAUGCAGAUUAUACAAAAUGCUCGGGUUGUGUAGAUGGGAUGUAUCCAGAUGAAAACGGCGUUUGUACUUCGUGCAUUGAAAAUUGCAAGUCUUGCAGUGACGCAACAAGUUGUGAUGUCUGUAUGAGUGGAUUUUACAGAACCGCUGAUGGGAAAUGUGAGGUGAACAAUGUUGAAAACUGUGAAGAGGCAGAAACGCAAUCAACAUGCUCAAAAUGCAAAAUCAAAUUCUAUUUGAACACAGACGCCGCAAAAUGCGAGUCUUGCACCGAUAACACUUGUGAAUCGUUUACAACAGAAGAAAGCUGUGGACAAUGUGGUAACUGCAAAUCCAUUCGACUUGGGUCGAGUUUUAAGUGUAUUGUUAAUGACAAUUGUUAUUCUUAUGACAACGACCGAUCAAUCUGUGUUGAAUGUCUUCAAGGAUAUUACUUGACCAAAGAUUAUACCUGCGAAAAGUGUGAUGACAAGUGCAAAAACGGGUGUGUCAAUAAAGGCUCAGAGUGCAGUUUAUAUGAUACAAGAGAUAUUCCAUAUUGUGUUUCGUACGAUGAGAAUCACAAGUGUGUUGUGUGUGGAUAUGGCGAUUUGGAAAAUGGUGUGUGUGAUGUUGAAGACUAUUGCAAAGUGAAGGCAUAUGAUGGGAAGUGUGUAGAGUGCUUCACUGGUGAACAAACGACAGGCGUUCCUUCGUACUACGCGAUCUACAAUGAGUCGUGUUAUAUUCCACCAAAACCAAUUAUACCAGAUGGCAGUAAGGGUGUCGACAGUUUCAUUCUUCUUACUUUGUUCUUGAUGGUUUUGAUCAUUUAA
Molecule: messenger RNA, 1566 nt
Organism: Entamoeba invadens IP1
Lineage: Eukaryota; Evosea; Mastigamoebida; Endamoebidae
Exons: 1
Coding region: 1-1566 (521 amino acids)
Source: RefSeq, a predicted model, not a curated record